This is a messenger RNA of Nerophis lumbriciformis (worm pipefish), 1425 nucleotides long. Lineage: Eukaryota; Metazoa; Chordata; Actinopteri; Syngnathiformes; Syngnathidae. The record is from RefSeq and is a predicted model, not a curated record.
AUGUCAAAGUUAAUAGUAAGACUGUCGGUCUGCCUUGUCUUCCACUGCAUUUUAUAUCCACCUUGCAUUCCUGCUCCAACAUGGGACUCUGCUUCUGCUUUGAAUGGGUCUCCCAGGAACAAGCUGCUGCUCAUCUCUUUCGAUGGCUUCCGCUGGGAUUACGACCGGGAUAUCGAAACCCCCAAUCUGGAUAAAAUGGCUAAAGAUGGCGUUAAGGCGCUUUACGUCACACCGCCUUUCCUCACCAUCACUAGCCCGGCUCACUUCUCGCUUCUUACAGGAACCUACGUAGAGAAUCACGGAGUAAUACACAACAUUUGGUUUAACACAACCACUCAGGAGAAAAAGCAGUACCAUGCGGCUCAGUUCGUUGAUUCCUAUUGGGACAAUGGCAGUUUACCUAUCUGGAUAACAGCACAGAGACAGGGACUAAAAGCAGGCUCUCUGCAUUUUCCUGGCACAGCCGCAACAUACAAAGGAGAGACUGUCCAAGUGAGGCAGGUGGAGCCGCCAAUCUAUAACCACGGAAACGAGACGGAAUGGAGGCUAAACAUAGAUAAGGUGAUUGGAAAAUGGUUCCACCAACAGGACUUGGACUUUGUCUCCUUGUAUUUUGGCGAACCGGAUUUGGUCGGACAUAAAUUUGGACCGGAUUCUCCAGAGCUCAGGCAGAUGGUGCAGCAAGUGGAUCGUACUGUAGGCUACAUUCGGGAUAAGAUCCAUGAACACGAUCUAACGGAGCGACUCAACGUGAUCAUUACUUCUGACCACGGGAUGGCUAGAAUACUACCGGAUAAACAAAUUCAGAGGAUCGUCUUGUCAAAAAUCCCGGGCUUCAGCUUCAAUGAUAUUCAGUUUCAACUUCUGGAUUACGGCCCCGCUGGAAUGUUGCUUCCCAAAGAAGGUCAAUUAGAGAAAGUAUAUAAGGCUCUGAAGGGAGGCCACCCUCACCUUCACGUGUAUAAAAAGGAGGAGGUGCCAGCACGACUGCGUUAUAGCUCACAUUCAAGACUCCUUCCCCUCAUCCUCAUGUCUGAUCCCGGAUAUGUGAUAAGCGGGUUUUUACCAUUGCAAUUUAACAAAGGAGAUCACGGCUUUGAUAAUGAAGCCAUGGAUAUGAAAGCCUUCUUCAGAGCCGUGGGGCCCGAUUUUCAGAAAAACCUGAUCGUCGAUCCAUUUGACCUGGUUAACGUGUACCCGCUGAUGUGCCAUUUGCUCAGAAUUAAACCAGAACGCAAUGAUGGACACUUGGACAAAACCAAACACAUGUUGAUCCACGAGGAGAACACAGGAAGCGACCAUAAUGCUGCGGAGAGCCACGCUGAAAUGGAAGCGCCGAUAGGCUUGGCAUUCAUGAUAGGAUUCCUCUUCCUUAUAUUUAUCCUCACCAUUUCCUACAACAUGUGCAAAAGGACAAAAGCUUGA